AUGGACUUUGAGACCGUUCGCUGCGAAUGGACUUUGAAUGACUUAGAACAGGUGUGUAAUGGACUUUCGCCGGUCAGCAACCUUUGGACUUUGUCCGAUCGGCAACCUUUGGACUUUGAACAGCGGGUGGACUUUAACACGAACCUAACGAACGUAUUCGCGACACACAGACCACGGGAGGCGAUCAAGUACAAACCAAGCACAAAACUGAAGCACAAAUUUAAUCCAACAUUAGACGUAUUCGUACAAAAUAAAACUGAAAAGACUGCCACAGAACACAAAAACAAAGAAACAGAGAAAUGUAUGUCUAGAAACACCAAGACAAACGCCACCACUACCACAAGACGAAGUAGUAUAGACUUAUAUGAGGAAGCGGCUGCGAUUUUGGGAUUAACUUGUUCAGAAACUAAUAGUUGUAGAUGUUUAGAAUGUCAGUGUCAUUACUUCGAUUUCGAAGAGGAAAUUGAUUUUCAAACAGGAAACGAAUACAUGGUGAAUCACGCCUCGUCAUGCUCCAUUCAAUAGCAAAUCGUUAUCAUGAGAGAAUGUUUUUUAAAAAAUAUUAUAAACGUGAACUGUAUACAAAUAUUUCAGUAUUAUUCAUGUGAACGAUUGAAACUUGAAAUGUGUAAAGUAAAUGAUGUAUUUCGUUGAGAGUAAAACUGUUUUAAAAAGUUAGUUUUUAUCCCAAUGCAUAAAAGAAACCUUAUUGUAUAUUGAUUGUUUAUUCACAUGACGUUAUUCCAUCUGAGCUUGCAUUUGUUUA
Molecule: messenger RNA, 766 nt
Organism: Photinus pyralis (common eastern firefly)
Lineage: Eukaryota; Metazoa; Arthropoda; Insecta; Coleoptera; Lampyridae
Exons: 5
Coding region: 1-525 (174 amino acids)
Source: RefSeq, a predicted model, not a curated record